Pocillopora damicornis (cauliflower coral) is the source of this 2222-nucleotide messenger RNA. Its product is annotated as protein lin-41. Gene Ontology annotation, molecular function: protein binding; ubiquitin protein ligase activity. The record is from RefSeq and is a predicted model, not a curated record. Gene Ontology annotation, biological process: protein polyubiquitination; proteasome-mediated ubiquitin-dependent protein catabolic process. NCBI's taxonomy places the organism in Eukaryota, Metazoa, Cnidaria, Anthozoa, Scleractinia, Pocilloporidae.
UUCAACUGAAGAGAUCAUUAGCAACGAUCUGUGAGGAUAUUGAUCGAGCCGAGCUAAUUGUCUGUGACCACGAAAAUACACCACUUCGUUUACUAUUCGAGAAGAAUCAAAAGAUGUUGGACACAAUCAACAACGAAGAAAUUGGUUUUCUGGAAGAACCGAACCCAACAAAACCAAGUCGAUGUGUCGUCAAAGGCAGAGGACUUGAGUCAGGAAUAGCCGGACGUGAGGCGCACUUUCUACUGACCACAAACAACUCGAGAGGAGAGCGGUGCUAUAAUGCGCAUGACCAUGUAACGGUGGAGAUUAAGGAUAAACAAGGACGAGAAUGCGCGACGGAAGUACACCUUGAUCCUAAUCAAGAUGGAACAUACAAGAUUGGUUAUUUUCCCCAAGUUCCGGGCAGAUAUGAAGUGACAAUAAUGGCAAACGGGGAACAUGUUCAUGGCAGCCCUUUUGCUGUACAGGUACAACCAUUUAAGGUUCAACCUGUUUUAUCUUUUGGAAAACACGGCUCGUCCGCUGGAAUGUUUGUACUUCCUUGGGGUGUGGCAGUGAAUACCAAGGACGAGAUAGCAGUCACAGAUUUUGAUUGCAAUAGAGUCCAAAUAUUUAACAGCGAUGGAACUUAUUUGCGAUCCUUUGGCCGGUUUGGCACAAACAAGGGAGAAUUUAAGAAACCGACGGGCAUAGCUUUCAGCAAAAAUGGAUGCAUUUUCGUAGCAGACAACAACAACAGUAGAAUACAAACUUUUACUGAAAUGGGCGAGUUUGUGGGAAGCUUUGGUGAAAAAGGAAGCAUGGACAAUCAGUUCUCUGAUCCUUGUGGUUUGUCUGUAGACAGUGAUGGCAACAUCAUUGUUGCUGAUGCAGGUAACAAACUGAUUAAGAUCUUUACUCCUGAUGGCACGUUCCUGAUGAAAAUUGGAGAACAAGGCUCUUUUUUCUAUCCUAUCCACUGCGUUGAGUGCGAUAACAAUUUCGUAGUUUCGGACAUGAAUGAUAAUUGCCUCAAAGUUUUCGACAGGAAAGGAAACUUCAAGUACAAGUUUGGACAGCUUCGCACUCCUAGAUGCUUGUCAUUAACAACGUCAGGCCACCUAAUAGUUUGCGACUCAGAUAAUCAUAUUAUAAAAGUAUUUGAGCUAAAUGGAACAUUUGUCGGGGAUUUUGGUUCAAAAGGCAACAAUUUAGGAGAAUUUGAAGUUCCAUGGUCCGCAGCAGUUUUAAACAAUGGCCGAAUUGUAGUGUUUGACCGAGGUAAUUCAAACAUUCAGAUAUUUGAUUGACAACAAAACUCUCCAGGAGUUAACUAAUGACAUUUUCACUGAGAAACAAAAUUUGGAAUAAGAUUUUAUUAAAUAUAGAGCUACGGAGGCAAACAAUCUUUUCAUUAUCCACAACGUGUAAAAAUGUAUGUACAAAACAGAUUAAUACUCCUGAGUUCAAUAACGUUAUCAUAGACUAAAACUGAAACGAAAAAACGAAAAAGGAAAAAAACCAAAUGGGAAUUAUUUAGCAUAUGAAACUACCCGCCGGCUGUAUGCCCGUUAGCCGAAUUAUUUUCAUAGAAUUUCUACUGAUAAAAUUAAUUUAAUCUUCUUGAGAGUAUUACUUGUUCUUUUUAAAUUUCAAUUUAAUCCAAAAAUUAAUAAAUAAAAACAACGAUAAAAUAUAUGCUAACGCUGUAUGCUUAUGCUUCAUGUUAACUUCGAAGUUGGCUUUUCCAUGGUUUUCUUUUUUUGUGACAACGUUUACUUAACGCAAUGAGGUAAACAGUCAAGAGAACCUGGGAACACUUAGAUUGAUCAAAACAAAAUAAACCAGUUCAGUCAUCCUUUUAAUACUUGUACUUUGCCCUAAAUUGGUUUAAGUAUUACUUGAUUUGGGAGAAAAUAAAAUUCAAUUUCCCUGCAGGUGAACAAAAAUCGAAACUGAUCCAAGAACUUAACAUGGCACAAAGCCAAUGAUGCGCUCACAAGACUGUAAAUAGAGGAUGAUCAUUUGCAGGAGACUGAAUCAAACGAAAUAAAUGUUUUACUAGCCGCUAGCAGUGUGUUCUGUAGAUUGCUUGGGAAAAUAUAAAAUAUUUUAAAAUUCAUAGACUGCACAUCUCAUAGACAACAGAAAUAGUAGUCGAGGGCUAGGAAUUUUACUUCACAUUAAAUUGAAAAAAAAAAAACAAAUUGAACCCUAUAACUUCCAUGAGUGACCAAGAAAGA